AUGAAGUCUUACACUCCGUAUUUCUUGCUCCUGUGGAGUGCUAUGGGAAUAGCGAAGGCUGCCAAAAUCAUCAUCGUGCCGCCAAUUAUGUUUGAAAGCCAUAUAUACAUUUUCAAGACGCUCGCCUCUGCGUUGCAUGAGCGAGGCCACCACACAGUGUUCCUCCUCUCUGAUGGCAGAGAGAUCACGCCAUCUAAUCACUACAGCCUCCGGCGCUACCCAGGGAUCUUUAACAGUACCACCUCGGAUGCUUUUCUCCAGUCCAAAAUGCAAAAUAUUUUCUCUGGGAGGUUGACAGCAAUCGAACUGUUUGACAUACUGGAUCACUAUACUAAGAACUGUGAUAUGAUAGUUGGUAACCAUGCUCUGAUUCAGGGUUUGAAAAAGGAGAAGUUUGACCUGCUGCUGGUGGACCCUAAUGACAUAUGUGGAUUUGUGAUAGCGCAUCUACUAGGGGUUAAAUAUGCCGUGUUUUCAACUGGCCUUUGGUAUCCUGCUGAAGUAGGUGCUCCUGCUCCUUUGGCUUAUGUUCCAGAGUUUAACUCACUCCUCACAGACCACAUGAACUUGCUGCAAAGAAUGAAAAAUACCGGCAUUUACCUCAUUUCCAGACUAGGAGUCAGCUUUCUGGUUCUUCCGAAAUAUGAACGGAUAAUGCAGAAGUACAAGCUGCUGCCAGAGAAGUCCAUGUAUGAUUUGGUCCAAGGGUCCAGCUUGUGGAUGCUGUGUACUGACAUAGCCCUGGAAUUUCCAAGACCCACCUUGCCUAACGUCGUUUAUGUCGGAGGAAUCCUAACCAAACCGGCCAGCCCACUACCAGAAGAUCUUCAAAGGUGGGUAAAUGGUGCUAAUGAACAUGGCUUUGUCCUGGUGUCUUUUGGAGCUGGAGUCAAGUAUCUGUCAGAAGAUAUUGCUAACAAACUGGCAGGAGCUCUGGCAAGAUUGCCUCAAAAAGUAAUUUGGAGAUUUUCUGGAACCAAACCCAAGAAUCUGGGAAACAACACUAAGCUCAUAGAAUGGUUACCACAAAAUGAUCUGCUUGGGCACGCAAAUAUUAAAGCCUUCCUGAGCCAUGGUGGUUUGAACAGUAUUUUUGAAACUAUGUAUCAUGGUGUGCCUGUAGUGGGAAUUCCACUCUUUGGAGACCAUUAUGAUACUAUGACCCGGGUACAAGCAAAAGGAAUGGGCAUAUUGCUAGAAUGGGAGACAGUUACUGAAGGAGAGCUGUAUGAAGCACUGAUGAAGGUUAUCAAUAAUCCCAGCUACCGCCAGAGGGCUCAGAAGCUGUCAGAGAUUCACAAGGAUCAACCUGGCCACCCUGUUAAUCGGACUGUCUAUUGGAUAGAUUACAUUCUUCGUCACAAUGGAGCCCAUCACCUACGUGCUGUUGUUCAUCAAAUCUCAUUCUGUCAGUAUUUUUUACUGGAUAUUGCCUCUGUGCUUCUGCUUGGUGCUGCCUUGUUUUACUUCCUCUGGUCCAUGGUGACAAAAUUUAUCUACAGAAAAAUCAAAAGUGUGUGGUCUAACAGUGAGCAUAGUAUAGUGAACGGACAUUACCACAAUGGCAUCAUCAAUGGCAAGUACAACAGAAAUGGGCACAUUAACCAUGAAAAGAAGGUAAAAUGAGCCAGCCGCUCAGGUGAUGCUAACAAGUCUGUUCAGUCAUGGAAUUGUUAUCAUGAUAAUUUAGUCUCACAGCUACUAAAAGUAACAUGUCAGUAAACAAUCCUAACACUCCUUUAUCAAAUCUUACUAAUGAAAUUCCAUGGAAUUAAGAUGGCUGUAAAAAGCACAAACCUAAAAUGAGAAACAAAUAUAUAUAUUUUAUCCAAGUACUGAUGCAGAGUUGUGGCACCGAACCUUUUAGAAGCCUUAAUUAUUUAAAUCAAAUAUGUAAGUGACCGUGUCAGACCUUAGUUUUAAAUUUUGAUAAUGUGUAUGUCCCAGAUAAAGAAUGGUUUCUUUUCUCUUAAGAUUUGUGUGUGUGUGUGUCCUAAGUAAGAGAACAUUAGUUGGUUGGUUGUUAUGUUUGUUGAAAGCACAACACAUUCAAGACUGAAAUAGAAAGACAGGCUUCAAAAUAUUUCGCUUCCAGCUUUUAAUACGUGUGAACUCAGAAACUCUCCCAUGAAAAGAGCAUUUUUCUCUCAAAACUGAAUGCCGAGGAAGAAAAUGAAAGGACAAAAGGGAAGGUUUUUUUGUACUUUUUGUUUAGUUUGCUUUGUGUUUUUGUUUGUUUUGUUUUGUCUUGUUUUCAUUUUCUUACAGACUGUAGUUAGUCCUGGGGGUGGGAGAAUCCAGGCAACUAAGUAAAUGUAGAAUUGGAUGUCUACUUUUAGUUGUUCUCCUUCUGCUGAUAAUUUUUCUCUCAAAGAAUUUUAUAAGAUAUUUUCCAUUCUACCGAGUAAUGCUAUGUUAAAUUCAUAAUUGAGAUGAAGCUCUGACUGUUCAAAGUAUGAUUUUAUUGAGUGUACAGCAUUGUUAACCUAGGCCAGUGUUUCUCCAAUUGUUUGAUGGCUAUCAUGUGAUGUCAGUGUUUGAAUGUUCAGGUGUUACAUUUCCAAAGUUUCAUUUUAAAAAACAAACACACAAACUUCAUUAUCGCCUGCCCCCCCCCCUCUUUUUUUUCAGUCUUGGUCACACAGUCUAUAUCACAUCAUUGCCAACAUUUCAUUCUUUUAAAUGGGACAUUUCCACUCCUCCAUCGAGGUUCCUGCUAUGUCUUCAGAGAUUUGAUAACUUGUUAACAAAUCAAACUUUACAUGCUAUACAUGCUUUACAUACAAACGUGACAGCAAAUCUCUUCUAGUUGUUUGUGAAAAUGAGUUUCUAUUUCCUUCAACCCCACCUCAGCGCCUUUUCUCAGUCAUCGUGGCUGGCAUGGAACACUGAGAAGUUCACAUGAGAACAGGAUGCAAGGCACAGGCAUGGUAACACCAUGAUGCCCCUGCUGAACCUGCACUGGUUAGCAAAGACGAGGUAUUCCAUGUCAUUCUGUUUACUUAGCAUUUGCAUUUGCACUACACAUAGUGAGUGUAUGCUCUAUUUAUUUGUAUUUUUGAAGUCCCACGUCUGAAAGCUACGAGUAGAGAAGUACACCAUUUACUUAAUGUUGCUCACUAACAUGGGAAGAGUUGUGAAAAUUCUAGAAUGCUGUAAAUCCUUGUCAUACACAGUGACAUACAACUUCAUUACACUCCCACCAGGAGCCACUCCCCUGUACUGAGAAAGAAUGCCACUUGUAGUUUUCUAAGGUACAAUGCAGGCAAAUGUCCUGCUCUCUGAAUACUUGAAGAAAUGGUAUUAUGCAAAUAAGCCUAUUAAUUAUACCUUUUCACAAUCUUAUCACAAUGUUGCAUUCAAUGGGAUAGAGACACAGGCAAUGAGUGGUGGGAAGUUAACAGGACUAGAGUGUAUGAAUGAGUUGAUUUUACUUUUUUGGAAUUGGAUGAAGUUAACAGUAAGCAUUGACAGGGUGAAUAAGCAUAAAUUAAUCUCCACUGUGAUAAAAACUUUAAACAAUAAACAGAAUUUAAAAUAGAGAAAUGUUGUUGGAAUAAAAUUUUUAUUCAGAUUUCGUGUUAUUACGUAUGUUCAUUAAAAGCAGGUCUCCAAAAUUUUAUAUGUGUAUAUGUAUGUGGAAACUAUUAUGAGAGGAUUUUUUUAAUCAUCGUUGAACAGAGGAACUUACCUUACAAAUGCAUCAACAUGGAUAUUAAAACUCUGCAACAGAAGAAUGUCAAGUGGAGGUAUCUACCAAUCACUCUUGUUUUUUGUUGUUGUAGGUUUGUUUCUUUUUCUAGUAAGUUUAUUGUUAGUAUUGAUAGAGUGGCUUUUAAUAUUCUUCACUUGGGUUAAAUUCUCUAAUAAAGAUUUCAAGACCUU
This is a messenger RNA of Echinops telfairi (small Madagascar hedgehog), 3885 nucleotides long. It is a transcript of the gene UGT8, whose product is annotated as UDP glycosyltransferase 8. Gene Ontology annotation, molecular function: UDP-glycosyltransferase activity. The transcript has 5 exons. The coding region runs from base 1 to 1626 and encodes 541 amino acids. Lineage: Eukaryota; Metazoa; Chordata; Mammalia; Afrosoricida; Tenrecidae. The record is from RefSeq and is a predicted model, not a curated record.